Molecule: messenger RNA, 1137 nt
Organism: Venustampulla echinocandica
Lineage: Eukaryota; Fungi; Ascomycota; Leotiomycetes; Helotiales; Pleuroascaceae
Product: Ubiquitin fusion degradation protein UFD1
Exons: 2
Coding region: 1-1137 (378 amino acids)
Cellular component (GO): VCP-NPL4-UFD1 AAA ATPase complex
Molecular function (GO): polyubiquitin modification-dependent protein binding
Source: RefSeq, a predicted model, not a curated record
AUGGGCAUGUAUGGCAUGCUCCAGCGUGGCGGACGAGGAGCCAUGAAGCGUUUCGACGAAUAUUAUCGCUGCUAUCCGACUAUUAUGCUUCCUGGCCCAGAGCGGGAGCAUCUGAACUAUGGCGGGAAAAUCAUCUUGCCGCCCUCCGCCCUCGAGAAGUUAACCAGACUACACAUCACAUAUCCUAUGCUGUUCGAGCUCUAUAACGGCGAGGAAAAGAAGCUAUCUCACGCGGGUGUCUUGGAGUUUGUCGCAGAGGAGGGGAAGGUGUAUUUGCCACACUGGAUGAUGAGGACGCUAGAACUAGAAACCGGAGAUAUUGUCCAGAUCAAAUCGACAGAUCUUCCGUCGGCCGCUUUUGUUAAACUGCAACCCCAAAAUACCAAUUUCCUCGACAUCUCUGAUCCCAAGGCUGUUCUUGAGAAGGCCUUCCGCGAUUUCGCAACCCUUACGAAAGGCGACAUAUUCAGCUUCAGCUAUAACGACACAGUGUACGAUAUUGCAGUCAUUGAAGUUAAACCUACAAGUGAUAAGAUGGGUGUUAGUAUGCUAGAGACGGAUGUAUCUGUCGACUUCGCUCCACCAAUAGGAUACAAAGAGCCGACGUCCAACAAGGGUAGUGGCACAAGCACUCCAAGAAGUGUAGCAGGUUUACCAGCCGGUGGAAUGUUACACAGCCAAGGUACCAUGGCUCAAGCUAUCAACUACGAUGCCAUUGCUCCAUCUUCCAACUCCGCCGCCGCAGGUGCUAAAGCUGUAUCCUCCAACUUCAUAUCAGGCGGGCAUAAACUCAAUGCUAAGAAAGGUGCUAAAACACCCACGCCUAAAGCAUCUACACCUGUCGCCGGCACUUCGACCAAUGCUGCUGCUUUGCCGCUCAGGAGAACAAACGGCCCCCAACCGUUGAGAUUACCCCCCAAUAAACUGUUCUUUGGUUAUGAAGUUACGCCUGUGAAGACCCAAGCAGAUAAGGACAAGGAGAAUGCCGAUGCCAAACAACCUCAUUUUAUGGGACAGGGACAGACCCUUAGGGGGGGCGUGAAGCGGAAGGGAGACGUAGAGAAACCUGCUGAGUCAGAUAAGAAGCCUGAGACUGCCGGAAGUACCGGCCGACGCCUUGAUGGAAAGAAGAUUUAG